Darwinula stevensoni is the source of this 2875-nucleotide messenger RNA. The record is from the annotation of a GenBank genome assembly. NCBI's taxonomy places the organism in Eukaryota, Metazoa, Arthropoda, Ostracoda, Podocopida, Darwinulidae.
AUGCUACAAGAGUUCAGUUUCGGCAUUCCCGUCGUUCUGACUCCUGCAGGAACUGCAGCUCUCGGAAACGACAUCGCCCUGAUCCACCUACCUUCGCGGCUCACAUUCGGGCCGAGCAUCCAACCCAUCUGCUACCCAAUCACGGAUGACUUGGGGACGGCCAUAGCGGGAUGCGACAAGAAGAUCUGCGGCUGGGGUUACAGCAAGCAAGACAUAGGUAGUCGAUAUCCUGAAUCCUUGUGCAUGCGGGACCCAUCACGUGCGGAUCUUCACAUCCGCCAAGAGUACACUUUAAAAGGAACGUCAGGAGGAUUGCAAUCCACUUCCGUCCUCGCAUCCAAGCAUCUACCGGUCUCGCUCACCUUGAAGAUGCAGGCAACCUCCGGCUUCCUCUCCCUUUUCAUCCUCCUCCUCGGUUCCAUUCUCGGGACCAGUGGGCGUACCGCGUGUCCCGUCUCCGAUCUCAUCCUUCCCUGUGUCUGCUACCAUCAUCUCGGGAGACAGACUAUUGUGGACUGUUCUGAGGCGAAGUCGAGUGACGAGAUCUUCUCCGCCUUCAACGACGUUAGCUGGCCCUUCACGGAAAUCUGGAAGUUUCAACUGACCCACAACUGGGAAAUUCUCGAGUUGCCCGAUGGAGUCUUCGGUGAUGUCACUUUCGAGGAAAUAUACAUCUACAACGACUCCUUGGUCAGCCUCCAUCCCGGGGCCAUCCUUCCCUCGAAAGAUCGACUUCGGGAACUGAAACUCUCCCGUUGCGGCAUGGGAAAGAUCCCAGGGGGGAUGGAAGAGUUCCCCUGGGACAUCCUCCCGCAAUUCAACAAACUCACGCGACUCUACCUAACGAUUAAUGCACUUACCACUUUGCCGGCAAUCCAAAGUGCGAGUCUGGAGCAGAUCCAAAUCGGAGACAAUCAAAUAAUGACGCUCGAGUCUGGCUCGUCUCUCCCGAGACUUUCAUUUUUCAGCAUGGGUUGGAAUCCGAUCUCGGAGAUCCCCCCUGGAUUCUUCAGCGACAUGGAGGGAUUAAGGGAUUAUUACUGCAUGGGCUGUUCCCUCGGACCUACAUUGGCGACGCGGACUUUCGAUUUCCACAAUGGACGCAUUCGAAUUUUUCAAUUAGAGGAUAACUCGAUCUCAGCCCUGGAGGUGGAUGCAAUCACAGGUUUGCAGCCCAGCACGCAAAUAUAUCUUAGAGAGAAUGAAAUCGAGGUAUUGGCAAUGGAUUCAUUUCGCCCCAUGCUUGACGUUCUCUCGCAAGGUGCCGGGUUCAUCGAACUCUAUGGUUGGAAUCCGAUCUCGGAGAUCCCCCCUGGAUUCUUCAGCGACAUGGAGGGAUUAAGGGAUUAUUACUGCAUGGGCUGUUCCCUCGGACCUACAUUGGCGACGCGGACUUUCGAUUUCCACAAUGGACGCAUUCGAAUUUUUCAAUUAGAGGAUAACUCGAUCUCAACCUUGGAGGUGGAUGCAAUCACAGGUUUGCAGCCCAGCACGCAAAUAUAUCUUAGAGAGAAUGAAAUCGAGGUAUUGGCAAUGGAUUCAUUUCGCCCCAUGCUUGACGUUCUCUCACAAGGUGCCGGGUUCAUCGAACUCUAUGGUAAUCCCGUGGAGUGUAAUUGCACUAUGGCCUGGAUAGUGCAGAAUCCCGAUUACCUGGCAAGCCCGCAAGGAAAGACACAGUCCACUCUAGAAGGAGCUUCGAGGCGAUCCAAUCCACUCCCUCCUCUCUCCCAUUUCCCAGAUUCGCUCACCUUGAAGAUGCAGGAAUGCCUCAUCCCUCUCUCCCUCUUAUUCCUCUUAUCUUCCGUUCGCGGGACGAGUGGACAGGAUCCGUGUCCCGAAUACGAUAACCUCGCUCCGUGUUAUUGCUCUUAUAAGGAUGGAAUCAACACUGUGACCGUGGACUGUUCGCGGGCCACUUCAAGUGAAGGAAUAUUCUCUUACUUCAACAAUGUUAACUGGCCCUUCACAAAUCUCACGGAGUUUCGCAUGACCCCCAACGAAGCUGUUCGAGAGUUGCCCAAAGGAGUCUUCGGUGAUGUCACUUUUCAGAAAAUAACGCUCAUACGAACCUCCGUUCGCCGCAUCCAUCCCUCAGUCUUGCUGCCUUCGAAAGAUCGAAUUCGGACGUUGGAAAUGACGCAUGGCGCCUUGGAAGAGUUCCCCUGGCACAUCCUCCGGCAGUUGACCAAUCUUUCGACGCUUUGGCUCUUCCGCAACGCACUGACCACUUUGCCACCACUCAAAAGUUCCAGUCUGAGGACCUUACACAUCUUUGUAAAUGACAUAACAAAUCUCGAGGCUGGCUGGUCUCUCCCAAAUCUUACAGCCCUCUGCUUGGAUUCUAAUCCAAUCUCGGAAGUCCCGGCUGGAUUCUUCAGCGACAUGGGGAACCUGGGAGAUUUUCGUUGUGAGUACUGUGGCCUCGGACCAACAUUAUCGACCGGGUCUCUCAAAUUCCGCAGCUCAGCCGUGCAAUUUAUUAGACUCGAGUACAACUCGAUUUCAACUCUGGAGCCAGAUGCAAUUACAGGUUUCCAGUCCAACACGAGGAUAUUCAUGUCCUACAAUGAAAUCCGGAAACUGACGGAAGAAUCCUUCCGUCCCAUGCUGGAGGUGCUCUCACUGGGGAAUGGGUUCAUCCGUCUAUACCGUAACCCCAUCGAGUGUGGAUGCAGCAUGGCCUGGGUGGUGCUGAAUCCCGACUUCUUGGCGAGCAUUGCCGGUUCCUGCCACACCGGAAUGGAUUUCCAUGACCUGGAUCCAAAUAUUUUUGAAAACUUUUGCGUGAGGAGAGAUCCUCCUAUGCCAGGCGACUAUUCCACUUGGAUCAAUUCCUGAAUGAUUCCAACAAUAAAUGAAUAUUGAAUCCCAG